AGUAGUACUAAUUACUAGAUUACUAUGGCAAUUAUUGUUACGAGUCACUCUCCAUAAAUCAGUCUUGUCAUGUCCUGCCCCCCUGCUGACGCCAAUACUUCGUUGGCCUUGCUGACCGGGAAUGGAUGUCAAUCUCUCGCGAUUAAACAUCGCGGUUACGCAGCUCCUACUCAACGCCGGUAACUCCUCGCUCUGGUGCUGAAUUGGGGGUCUCUCUGAGAUUCAAAAACGAGGACAUGGCCGUCAAUGUGGUAUUGAAACCCACCAUCACAAAUUGCAGCGACUUCAACGUUUCGUCAGCGUGCACCUCACUGGACACAGAUGCCCGAGAUUGUUGGCAAGUAGACCCCAUUGGCUUGGGAAUAAUGGGAUUGACUUGGCGAGCGACGCCACCGUCUCACCAGAAAUCCUUGUGACUCCAGAUGACUGUUGGAAUGGCGCCGAGUUCAUGGAUCCCCUGAUUACAAUACUCUUGUACUCCUGAAACGGCACCUGGAGAUGCAUCCGGAAGAUGCUGGUAAAAAUCGUUCUGAACUUCCAAAUCAACUGGACGAGAAUGCUAUCAAGGCGUCCGAGGAUGCCAGCUAUUAUUCUAAUUUCCGGUGCGACAACAGCGGAGCGAGUGAAGGAGAACAGCAAGCUUAUCGGUACCCCGGAUGAAGAGGUGGCAGAGAUUGAGGCGAUUCUGGCGAAAGUUCACUCCGACUGGUGGACGAUCCCCCAAGAUCAUUCCGAUCAAUACUACAUAGGUUAUGAAGGUUGUCUCUCAGCUGGUUAACG
Molecule: messenger RNA, 780 nt
Organism: Aspergillus pseudonomiae
Lineage: Eukaryota; Fungi; Ascomycota; Eurotiomycetes; Eurotiales; Aspergillaceae
Exons: 2
Coding region: 512-778 (88 amino acids)
Source: RefSeq, a predicted model, not a curated record